UAAUAUUUAUAAUAAAAACAGUUUAAUGUAUUUCUAGAAAUCGAUUUUUAAUUAUUAGCUUUAUAAAUCUUUGCAAAUUCUUAAAAAUUAAAUAAAUUCCCAUUAAAAAAAAACAUAUUUUUUAUGAUUCAACCUUUCUAAAGUUAAAGCAGAUAUAUAUAAUCUCCAUAAUAACCUCAAAGAUAAAUGAAUCAGAUAUCCCCCUAUUAAGAUGAAAUGAACAGAUAGCUUAUGACUAAUCCAUUUAACAAUGAUCCAUUUAUGAGAGAUUUUGAACAUAUGCAUAAUAGAAUGAUUCAAAAUUUUUAAAAUAUGACUUAAAUCAUGCUUAGAGGUAGUCCGUUUUCAGGAUUUCCCUCUUAAUCAUUAAUGGCUUAAGAAUUUGAUGAAAGAGAUGUAUUUGGAUUCUCUGACUUACAUAAUUAAAUUUACAGCAACUCAAAUGGAUAGCAGAAUAGUGGUGGCUAAUUUUAAGUAUUUAGCAGAAGUAUGGUAUAAAAGUAAAUUAUUGGACCUGAUGGUUAGCCAAAAGUAGAAAAGUAUUACAACGAUAAUAUGAUAUAGAGAGGAAAUGAUGGAAACACUAUCAGUGAAAAAAAGUAGGCUUAUCAUAAUUAAGCAAAUGGUAGAUCUAUAAUGGCUCAUGAAAGAAUGCUUAAUGACUAAGGUCAUAAGUACAUUAAAGAGAGAAACCACUUAGGUUAGAUCGAAGAUUAAAAUUUAUAUCAUAACAUCACAGAAGAAUAAGCUUAGGACUUCCAUUAAAGAUGGAAUAAUUAAAGUAAUAAUAUGAGAACCCUACAAUCAAAUCAACCAUCUAGGUAUAUGUAGAUUCAGAAUGAACCUGUCAGACAAAGCAAUUAAUAAAAUCAAUAUUAAAUACCCUAAAUAGCCUAUUAAAAUCCAGAUUAAAUAUCAAGGAGUGGAUACAGAUCAAACCUUUAUGAAAGACCCCAAUUAUAAUAUUAAACUGCUUAGUAACCAAUUACUCCUUAAAGUACUUUCUCUUCACGCUCUAGACCAUAGUCAGGUUAUUCAAAUAAUUCAUACAAUCAACCAUAAAGAUAUGAUUUACAAAAUAGACCUAUUAGUUCUUCAGCAUAUUAAAAUUCUUUUAAUCCUUAUAACGCAAACUAAAAAUUAUACUGA
Tetrahymena thermophila SB210 is the source of this 1149-nucleotide messenger RNA. RefSeq lists its product as hypothetical. NCBI's taxonomy places the organism in Eukaryota, Ciliophora, Oligohymenophorea, Hymenostomatida, Tetrahymenidae. The record is from RefSeq and is a predicted model, not a curated record. The transcript is spliced from 4 exons.